AUGAGACACUCGUUUCCUCGCUCAUGUCCACGGUGACAUCCGCGUUGGCGUGCCCAAAGCCAGAACGAAGCGGCGAGCUUGAAUUCUACAGGGUCGAGGAACGAUCAGACGCUAGAGAUCUCGACAUGAAUGGCAAGGCUGAGAUCUGUCCCGGCGGUUUCAAGGUCAAAGUCGAAAUAGAAGCGGGGAUCGCACGCGGACAUGAAUGCCAACUUGAAAACGGACAAUAUGGGUGCGACGAUGAUGAGCUCGAAAUUGAAAGGAUGCUCGAUGAUGAAGAAGUUCAGCCCGAACUUAAACCCAAGCGCUUCAUGGAGCAGCACAGGUUAUGCAACUAUAACCUGUCCGUCCCUGCUGCUCCUGUUAAUGGAAAAGAAUGCAAACCGAAAAAUGCCCUUCCGCUCGAUGUGCCAACCAAGGAACAGGAACACCCGUUUGCGCUCAGCUCGGUCCUCGCGUCCCACAGACGCACACGCACGGAACGUGAGUAUGAGGUGGGGCGUGAAAAGCCAAGGAGGGAAGACGCAUGGACGGUGCGCAAACGCAGGAGCGUCCACUUUGCAGGAUUGAGUUCACGCACAGAUUCUGGUACGAGUACUGAUAUCAACACAUCGGCACCUCUUCUGCAACUUCCCCAAGUAAACCAAACCCAAGAAACGCACACGUGGGAUUUUCUCUAUGACCUAGCUCGCGAUGAAAACGUCCAGGACAGGAUGGACCGGUAUAUGGUUGAUGAUGCAGGGGUGUUGAGGCUCGACAUGAGAGACGUGUUGCGCGUUGCGAGGGAUGGUGCUGAUGCUAACCGCGAUCAUGGCCUUGGUAGGUUGGGAGGUGGUAGAAUGGGAGAGUGUGUGAACCCGACAUUGUUUGUACUGGGUGCGGAGGUUGGUGGAAAGAAAUUUGGAUAUGGCGGGAAAAGGAAGGAUAAGGACCAAAGUAAGGCCAAGGUCAGGGGAAGGAAUGUUAGGCCUAUCACUGUGAGGACGUGAUUGGGUGAAUAUGUUUGAGGGUAACAAGUCUCAAAGGAGUCUCAAGAACUGUCAACAUGUCAACUUCUGAUUAUGGGGUUUAUGUAAGCUAUUCUGCGUUACUGUACGAUAAAGUACUAUGUAUGCGUUCAGGGAUUGGAGGUGGUUUUCUGCUUUUAUGUGCCUAGCUUAGUAGCUGUGUAACUAUAGAUGUAUCACUUGAAUGUUGAUGCAUUGGACAUGGUA
Serpula lacrymans var. lacrymans S7.9 is the source of this 1214-nucleotide messenger RNA. RefSeq lists its product as uncharacterized. NCBI's taxonomy places the organism in Eukaryota, Fungi, Basidiomycota, Agaricomycetes, Boletales, Serpulaceae. The record is from RefSeq and is a predicted model, not a curated record. The transcript has 2 exons. The coding region runs from base 24 to 989 and encodes 321 amino acids.